Messenger RNA from Coniophora puteana RWD-64-598 SS2, 2104 nucleotides. Its product is annotated as DUF1793-domain-containing protein. NCBI's taxonomy places the organism in Eukaryota, Fungi, Basidiomycota, Agaricomycetes, Boletales, Coniophoraceae. The coding region runs from base 1 to 2037 and encodes 678 amino acids. The transcript is spliced from 9 exons. The record is from RefSeq and is a predicted model, not a curated record.
AUGGGUCUCCUUAAGCUUCUCUCCUACGCGUCUCUGGCGCUCUUUGCCACCGGGACAGCUGCGACGUCUUGGACCGCAAAUCCAGUCAAUCCACCUUCUGUUCCUCUUGCUGUUCGCACCCCAUACCUCUCUGCAUGGCUGCCUCAGGGUGCAGGCACCUCUCUCGCUGGAGCUUGGCCUCAGUUCUGGACAGGCUCUACUCUUGGGUGGGCCGGAUAUGUUCGCGUCGAUGGCAAGACCUAUACUUGGUUGGGUGAUCCCGUUGUCCCCAACCUAGCCCCUGCUCUUGCCACUCAAAAGAGCAUGACGUACACUUCAACUCAAUCCACCUUUGUUCUGAGUGCCGGUGCUGUCGACCUCACUGUCAACUUCCUCAGCCCCGUCGAGGCGAGCGACCUCGUCAAGCAGUCGACGCCGUUCUCCUAUAUGGCCAUCACGGCCAAGUCCAAUGACGGCGGAUCACAUAGUGUCCAGAUCUACUCCGACAUCAGCGGCGAGUGGGCCUCUGGCGACACAUCGCAGGCCAUCAAGUGGAGCACGGAUACCUCGAGCAACGUCUGGACGCACCAGGCCCAGCUCCAGAGCCCGCAGGUAUACACUGAGUAUCAGGAUCAUACGCAGUAUGGCGCUGCAUACUACUCUACGCAGAAUAGCCAAAGUGCCACCUGGCAAACAGGUCAAGACACUGUCGUCCGCGCCCAGUUCCUCAACAACGGCAAGCUAUCUAACGUCGGAGAUACCAACUAUCGCGCCGUCAGCAACAACUGGCCCGUCUUCGCCUUCGCACACGAUCUCGGCAGCGUCGGAACCUCGGCUUCUAGCAAUACUCUCUAUACCGUCGGCCACGUUCGCGAUCCCGCUAUUCAGUACAUCACUGCCGGCAACAACUUGCAGGACCGCAGCGCCUACUUCUGGACCAAGUACAACACGGUACAGAGUCUCAUCAGCGACUUCAUCGGCUCGUACUCGACUGCCUUAUCCGCCGCCAACACGUUCGACAACAAGGUCAAGAACGACGCGAGUGCUAUUUCUAACAACUACUAUGCUGUCGUCGCCUUGUCCAUCCGCCAAGCCAUCGGCGCCACCGAGAUUACUGUCUCCAAGAAUAGCGAUGGUACGUGGAACACCAAUGACGUCCUCAUGUUCAUGAAGGAGAUCUCCUCGGAUGGCAACGUCAAUACCGUUGACGUGAUCAUGCCCGCCUGGCCCGUCCUACUUUACCUGAACCCGACAUGGGGCAAAUACCUGCUCCUCGCUGUGCACGACCUUGGAGCCUCAUAUCCCAAAGCCAUUGGCCACAAUGCCGGCAACGACGAGAAGAUGCCGCUCGAGGAGUGCGGCAACAUGCUCAUCAUGGCCCUCAGUUACACGCAGAAGUCCAACGACCUCUCUCUCGUCAAGACGUACACGAAGCUGCUUGAGCAGUGGACGGGCUACCUCGUCCAGGAGGCGCUCAUUCCCGCGAGCCAGAUCUCUACGGAUGACUUUGCGGGGUCACUGGCGAAUCAGACGAAUUUGGCCAUCAAGGGCGUGGUUGGGAUUAAGGCGAUGUCGAUGAUUGAGGGAUUGCUGGGUAACACGGCUGCCCAGCAGAACUACAGCUCGAUCGCUUCGGGCUAUGCCCCCCAGAUCCUCAACUUCGCGACUGCCAACAACCAUCUCGAACUCAAUUACGGCGCUGCGAACACCUGGGGUCUUUCGUACAACCUCUACGCCGACAAGCUCCUCGGCACGGAUGUUUUCCCCCAGUCCACCUUCCAAAUGCAAACUGCGUGGUACAACACCGUCCGCAACCAGUACGGUGUCCCGCUCGACACGCGGCACACGUACACCAAGUCCGACUGGCAGAUCUGGACUGCCGCGCUCGUGACUGACACCACGGUGCGCAACAAUCUCAUCGACUCCGUGUAUGCGUAUAUCGCGGACGGCAAAAACAAUAUGCCGUUUAGCGACUGGUACGACACAGAGUCUGGCGCUUCGAGCGGUUUCAGGGCCAGACCCGUUGUUGGUGGCCACUUGGCGAUUCUUGCUUUGUAAACUGGGGGCUAUCCGACUAUCUCGGGUUCAUGGGGUUAUUAUUUCUUCCUUUACUUUGGGCUAUGCG